ACUACCUCGUCAUCCAUUCCAUAGCGUAGCACGGGUAUUAGUAUACCGAGGGUUCAGCGUAUUGUCCCUCCCAACACACAGGAAUUCGCAACACACAGAGCUACAAAAAUGGCCACCUCUACCGCAGCCGCCGUCUCCUGUCUCCUCCUCCUCGCCACGCUCUCCAUCGCCGCUGCGGAAAUAGGGCAUCCGCAGGCUCCGGCGGCAGCCGCAGGCGCUGUGGGCGGCCGGACGGAGAUCAGUGACGUGGGCAAGAACAAGUUGGUGCAGUCCCUGGGCCGGUUCGCGGUGGCCGAGCACAACCGCCGCCUCGGCCACGGCGGAUCAGGCAACAACGGCGACCCCGUCCAGGUCCAGCUCGCGUUCACCGCAGUGGCGGCGGCGCAGAAGCAGGUCAUCUCCGGGGUGGUAUACUACCUGAAGGUUAUCGCCCGGGCCCCGGCGGGCGGCGGCGGGGAUAGGCCGUUCGACGCCGUGGUGGUCGUCAAGGCGUGGGCCAAGUCCAAGGAGCUCGUGUCCUUCAUGCCGUCUCCCAAAUAAUCGACAGGCUGGCUGUCAGGAGUACGUAUGUGCGCUCCGUGCUGGUUUUGUGUCGUUAUUACUACCCUGGUUGCACUCUUUUUCUCGUCACUUGAGCACUCCCUAUGCAUGUUUCAAGUCCAAGAAGUAUGUACUGGUGUAACUUACAAAAUAAAGAGCGUGUUUCAUGCUUGAUUAAUUCA
Molecule: messenger RNA, 722 nt
Organism: Hordeum vulgare subsp. vulgare (domesticated barley)
Lineage: Eukaryota; Viridiplantae; Streptophyta; Magnoliopsida; Poales; Poaceae
Product: cysteine proteinase inhibitor 10-like
Exons: 1
Coding region: 109-540 (143 amino acids)
Molecular function (GO): cysteine-type endopeptidase inhibitor activity
Source: RefSeq, a predicted model, not a curated record